This is a messenger RNA of Hippopotamus amphibius kiboko, 3945 nucleotides long. RefSeq names its product WD repeat domain 53 (gene WDR53). The coding region runs from base 156 to 671 and encodes 171 amino acids. The transcript has 2 exons. Gene Ontology annotation, molecular function: protein binding. NCBI's taxonomy places the organism in Eukaryota, Metazoa, Chordata, Mammalia, Artiodactyla, Hippopotamidae. The record is from RefSeq and is a predicted model, not a curated record.
UGUCUGGAAAGGCACUAAAGUUUCUUUUACAGCUUCAAGGAUGAGUAGAGUCAGUCUCUCCGAGAAGGGGACAAAGAACAGACAGAAUGAACAGCUUUAAAGGCACAGACACUUGAAAAGGACAAGUGGAUACGUGGAGAGUCAUCUGGGCCAUUAUGGCAGUCAAGUGGACUGGUGGACAUUCUUCUCCUAUUCUGUGCCUAAAUGCAAGUCAAGAAGGGCUAGUGGCUUCUGGAGCAGAAGGUGGAGAUCUCAUGGUUUGGGGUGAAGACGGGACUCCGUUAGGACACACACGCUUCCAAGGGGCAGAUGAUGUUACCAGUGUCUUAUUCUCUCCCUCCGGCCCCACCAAGCUCUACGCCUCACAUGGAGAAGCUAUUAGCGUGCUGGAUGUCAGGUCUCUCAAGGGAUCCUUGGACGAUUUUCAUGUGAAUGAAGAAGAAGUCAACUGUCUUUCAUUGAAUGAAACUGAAAACCUCCUGGCUUCUGCUGAUGACUCCGGAACAAUCACAGUCCUUGACCUGGAAAAUAAGAAAGUUAGCAGAUCGCUGAAGAGACAUUCCAACAUCUGUUCCUCUGUAGCUUUUCGGCCUCAGAGGCCUCAGAGCCUGGUGUCAUGUGGACUGGAUAUGCAGGUGAUGUUUUGCAGAGAGUACUUGGAUAAUUUCUAAAUGGGACUUGCUAACAGAAUCAAACUAUUGAUUGGGCUAAAUAUAUCUUUGCAUUUUCUAUUCUCUACUAACAUGUCUUACGUAUUUAUGAGCCGUAAGCUUUACUUCUACUGCAUGUUUAAUGCUAACUUGACAAGGUCUAGUAGAUUUUAUUCACAAAGUAAUUAUUCUUUUACUCUUACUUUCUCUAUGCUUUAAGACAUUCCUAAAACAUGAGAAUUCAAAUAUUUGAUUCCAAACAUCUGUUUAAAGAAAGGACCAUGCUAAAAGCAGAAUUUAUCACCCACUCUCUAUGAAGACUAUUGUUUAAAAAAAAAAAAGUUGGAGGACUUGGAUCUAUUCAUGUUUUUACUCUAAAAAUCACUGGAGGGAGAAUAGUCAUGGCUUCUCUUUGGUGAGCACUUACUACUUGCCACUGCGUUACAUAUAUUAGUUUUCAUUCUAAUCAUACCCUGAUCAUUACUGUUUCUUUUUUAGAAAUGAGGAAACUGAGAUUCAUACUAUGUUUCCCCACAGCUGUCUGAAUUGGGAUUCAAACCUCAAUCUCUCUGGCUUCAAAGCCUGUAUUUUUUCUCUGUGACACCAGAGGUUUAAAUAGAAUAUCAUUGAUAAUGUGGUAGAAACAGUUCUUGGAAUGGGAACAGGUGACUCCUACAAAAAGAACCAUUGUUUAUUAAUGACGUGUGUGCCCAGCACUGUUCUAGGCAUUGCAUCUACAUUCUCAACUGUGUGUAAUAUCGUCUAAGACUUUGUGGCCACUUCUUGGCCAGUGAUCUUUACCACUCCCUCCUCUACCCUCCACACCUCCUUAUGAUUUAGAAAUAACAGGCUGUUUUAGUUGUCACUGUGACUGCCACCUCCUCCCCCAAGCUACUGGUGUUUAGUAGGAAGAAUCAGUGGAUGUCCUGAUGUUUUGGGGCAGUCCCUAAACAAUAAAGAAUUGUACUACCAAAAAUUUGUAGUGCCUCUGUUGAGAAUCAUUUUACACCUAGAGGGCACAGUGACCCCAUGACCUCUAAACUCCUUUUCUACUCCUAGGUCUUGUCCAAAACUUUUAUAUUUUCUACCUUAGUGGAGAUAAUCUGCUUACUGGGUUGGGCAGAAAGACCUGCACGACCAGUCAGAUACCUCUUUUAAGUAGGCAGAUUGCACAGUGUCUCUUUGACGAGUCAUUCUUUCAUCCUUAAGCUAUACCAGUUUUCAGUCACUGGUUCAUUAAUUAACUGCUAGGCAUGGCAGUAAACAGUUAGGUGUGCAGCAGUCACAGAGUAGAUAAGAAGCAGGCAUCCAGAAUUUACCAUUUUGCCUCCAGUUCUAGAUGAGAAGGUUUAGUGGCAGGCAGCUGCUAGAGAACAGUAUAGGAAAUAAACAUAUUGUGAAAAGAAGGCUUAGGUAAUUGCUUUUUGAUUUGACUGUCAAGAAUUGCUGAAAAUUCACUGUAGAUUAACUUCUGCAUUGGGUUGUGGUAUAACAGUAGUAGCUAAGAUAGUACAGCCAUGCUUUAAAGAAAUUACUUAACUGAAGUUGAAACUCUGUAAUUUCUUCCAAAUUACUUCUUAAAACCUGGUUAUCUGGUAGUCUAUGGGGGAGUCCAAGAUUGCAGGCAUAAUAAUGAAAGAGAGUUUUUAUCAGAUUAAUGAUGAGAGUUAUUUCUCUCUGAACAAGCAUGUUUUGUCUCAAAGGAGGAAUUGAAUUAUUGCCACACAUAAUAGAUGUGUUCAACACACCUAUCUUUGUUAUUAUAGGAAUUAUAAAAAUUAUAUCCUUUGAUUUAGGUAGGUUUAAGUAGGCAAAGCUUACUCAAAUAGGCAGGGACCUUAAGGAUGAAGUGUGAUUUAUUAAGACACUUGAGACUGCUUAAUCUUAGGCACAAAAUAAUAUUCAUAAUUCGUGUAUAAGGUAUAAAAAAAUUAAAUACAUACAUGUGUACCCACCACUCAAAUACAGUUUUUUCUUGUAAGGACCUUUGGAAAUUUGAAGCCAUCAUGAAUUUCUGUAGUAUACACAUUGGUUUUCUUUCUCCCUCAUUUCCACAUUUGAAAACAAAUGGUUCAAAGGUUUGUUCUUUUUUCUGGAGUUUGAGAGAUCUCUAGUACCAAAACUUAAGGAUCGGGAUAGUGGAGGAACCCUCUUUUCUCCCCCUUGAAAAUGAAUCUUUUAUGUGGAAAAAAAUGUUUUUGUAGAAGGUUUUGAGCAGGUUCGCUUUGAUAUGCUUGCAUUCACUUCUGAAUGUCACUUCUUUUGAAAGUAGGCUGAGCUGAAGGAAGUUACUUUGAAUAGAAAACCAAAUCCUUAAUAUAAAUCAGCAGUAGUAACCUUGUCAGUGCAGACCUGUGCGUUCACUAAACAAGGUGAUGCUUAUCCCAGUGUCCGUUUUAAAUUGUGAGUCAUGAUUCAGGGAUGGUACGAGAUGGUAAAACACAGCUGUCUAUUCUCUCUGAAAGUACGAAGAAUAUUUUCUUUUUCAAAUUGGUUGCUAUGGGAAGAAAAUUGCUGGAUUACAGAGUAAAAUUCAAUUCACAGAGCGUAUUGUUUUGUUUUAAACAGUUUUUAAUUAGCAUUUUAUUUAAAUCCACUUAGUAGAUCCAGGAUCAUGGUAGGGAACAGCAACAAGAAGCCAAGUAUACCGAGAUGUCAGAUGAAUCAGCAGACUUGUUUAGGAUUUCUGCUCUUUUCUCCAGGUGCCAUGCUAGGCGUUCGCAAAGAUGAGUUAGAUCUUAAGGCACUGAAGAGCUAUGGCAUACGUCAGUUACAGAACAGCAGUUACGUAUGGGAGAAGGAGAAGGGGGCUGGAGUAGAGGGACAGGAAUUUGGGCUAUACCCUUAGGGGGAGUAAUUUGGGUAAUGUGAAAGGAAAGGAAAAGCAUUCCAGAUAAAAAUUAUUUCAGUGGUAUCCUAGUUUAGUUUAUUUAGUUGAUAGGUAUUUUUACUUGUAACAAACAUAGACUAAAAUUAAUAAAUUUCAUAAUCUUCAAUUUUGUUUGCAGAGAUCAGGGUAGAAUGACUUAAAGAAACUGGCAUCUGCUUAUGAAUUAGAUGACACUUUAAUGGGUUUGUUCAUCAAAAGUUACUCAGGAUCUUGUUUUCUAAAUUCUGCCUUCCUUACUGCCCACUGGCAUUCUGGUUUUGGCACCAGCGUAGCAUCCCACUGGCCUGCUGUGGUGCUGUCUGAAUUUUUUUCCUUUAACAUUGCUGGAAAUGUAUCCUACUAAUCAUUCUCAGACUGCUUUGAUGAUUUUGUCAGAAGCAGAAUAAGCAUGUUAAACAAACCAGC